This is a messenger RNA of Lolium rigidum, 840 nucleotides long. RefSeq names its product myb-related protein Hv33-like. Lineage: Eukaryota; Viridiplantae; Streptophyta; Magnoliopsida; Poales; Poaceae. Bases 1 to 840 code for a protein of 279 amino acids. Gene Ontology annotation, biological process: regulation of stomatal movement. The record is from RefSeq and is a predicted model, not a curated record. The transcript is spliced from 2 exons.
AUGGUGGAGAAGCGGGCGGCGAGCAAUGGCAACGCUAGCGGCGGGGAGGCGAAUAAGGAGAGGAAGGGGUUGUGGUCGCCGGAGGAGGACGAACGGCUCUACACCCGGAUCACGCGGCACGGCGUGUCAACCUGGAGCUCCGUGGCGCAGCUCGCCGGGCUGCGGCGGAGCGGCAAGAGCUGCCGUCUGCGGUGGAUGAACUACCUCCGGCCGGACCUGAAGAAGGAGCCCAUCUCCAAGCGCGAGGAGGAGACCAUCAUCUCCCUCCAGAAAUCCCUUGGCAACAGGUGGUCAGUGAUCGCCGCGAGGAUGCCUGGGAGGACGGACAACGAGAUCAAGAACUACUGGAACUCCCGCAUUAGGAAGCGCCAGCAAAACACCAGCGCCGGCGGGGAGGACGGCGGCAGCUGCGUGAAGCGGGGUGACCUCCCAGCUGCCGAUGCCAAGUCAUUCGAGCUAGCACAGGCCGAAGACAAAAAGCCGUUUAGCAGCGGGGGCGCCACGGCGGUGGCGCCUCCUGUCCCUGCACGGUUCCCGUUAUUCGCGUGCCAGCUACUCGGUAGCGGCGGCGGAGGGGGCGACGCCAUUGCAGCCGCAGGCACCACUCAGUCGACAACCACCCACGAGAACGGCGCCAGCUCAGAGAGCGAGGUGAGCGUCGGCGGCAAGGACGCUGCGGAGGACCACUAUUUCUACAGCGCCGGCGACGGCGCCGACAUGGACAUGGUCCAUCUCCUGGGGUUCGAUGAUCUUCUCGAUUACCAGGCCGGCGACCUGCUCAUGGACGGGUGGGACCACAGCGAGUUCUACUGCACGAAUUCCGGGAGCUCGGCCGAUUGA